AUGCCUAUGCUUCCACCCACUGUCACCAUUCCCCUUCGUCGAGCAAAUUACGGAGAUCAGAGAGAUGAUUCCGAGUAUCUAUUCAAUCCAGAAGUGUUGUCGGCAGAUUUGGUUGGUUCAGUGCCAAACGGCUUCGUUGUCAGGCCACUAAAAAUAAGUGACUACGACAACGGGUUCCUCGAUGUCCUGUCACAGUUGACAGUUGUUGGCGAGGUAUCCCGUGAAGAUUUCGAGAACAGAUUCAAAUCUAUGAAAAUGUGUUACCCGCCAUCAUAUUAUGUGGUUGUCAUUGAAAAUUUGAGUGAUGGUCGUGUUGUUGGUGCAGCGACGUUAGUGGUGGAAUGGAAAUUCAUCCAUCAAGCAGGAUGUCGUGGGCGCGUAGAGGAUGUUGUGGUGGAUAAAGAAAUGCGAGGAAAGAAGAUGGGUGGUUUGCUGAAUAAAGUGCUUGUUGCGCUUGCAAAAAAGUUGGGUGUGUACAAGCUGUCGCUAGAGUGCAAGGACUCUCUCAUUCCGUUCUAUGGACUCUACGGCUAUGUGAAAGACGAUGGAAACAACUUCCUAGUGCAGCGAUUUGACAAGGACAAUGGGGAAAUCGUUAUUCCGUUUGAAGACGAGAGUGAUGACGGGAAAUUUUUCAUUCCAACCGAUAAUUAUUUCGAUAUUUGUUUUGAGAUAUUGGCAUCUUUGUUCGGAAUAGUUCGAAAUGAGUUUUUCAAAAUAGGCAUCAGGACGAUGCCUAUGCUUCCGUCCACUGUCACCAUACCCCUUCAUCGAGCAGAGUAUGGCGAUCAGGGAGAGGAAUCUGAGUAUCUAUUCGAUCCAGAGGUGCUGUCGGCAGAUUUACUCGGUACAGUGCCAAAUGGCUUCGUCGUCAGGCCACUAAAAAUAAGCGACUAUGACACUGGGUUCCUAGACGUCCUGUCGCAGCUGACAGUAGUUGGUGAGGUAUCCCGUGAAGCUUUUGAGAGCAGAUUCAAAUCUAUGAAGAUGUGUUACCCACCAUCAUACUACGUGCUUGUCAUCGAGAAUUUGAAUAAUGGCCGUGUUGUUGGUGCGGCAACAUUAGUGAUUGAAUGGAAAUUCAUUCAUCAAGCAGGAUGUCGUGGGCGCGUAGAGGAUGUUGUGGUGGACAAAGAAAUGCGGGGAAAGAAGAUGGGCGGACUGUUGAAUAAAUUGCUUGUUGAGCUCGCGAAAAAGAUCGGCGUGUACAAACUAUCGCUAGAGUGCAAGGACUCUCUCAUUCCGUUCUAUGAGCUCUAUGGCUAUUCGAAGGACAUUUUGAAUAACUUCCUAGUACAGCGAUUCGACAAAGACGAUGAGAUCGUUGUUCCGCUUGAAGACGAGAAUGAGGAUGGAACACUUUUCAUCCCCAGCAGUUUAUAA
Messenger RNA from Haemonchus placei, 1383 nucleotides. Lineage: Eukaryota; Metazoa; Nematoda; Chromadorea; Rhabditida; Trichostrongylidae. The record is from the annotation of a GenBank genome assembly.